This is a messenger RNA of Manis pentadactyla (Chinese pangolin), 1911 nucleotides long. It is a transcript of the gene IFT43, whose product is annotated as intraflagellar transport 43. The coding region runs from base 1113 to 1727 and encodes 204 amino acids. The transcript is spliced from 7 exons. Gene Ontology annotation, cellular component: intraciliary transport particle A; cilium. The record is from RefSeq and is a predicted model, not a curated record. NCBI's taxonomy places the organism in Eukaryota, Metazoa, Chordata, Mammalia, Pholidota, Manidae. Gene Ontology annotation, biological process: intraciliary retrograde transport.
GCUGAGCUAGUGUGGAUGGACGGACUGAAAAAUGCUCUGCCUGUGUGAGGCAUCUCCCUGAAGUUAUCAUCACCAGGUUCCUAAGCCCUCUAACAGCCUCUUCUGGGGUGAGAGGCAUGUGGGCUGGCCUGCGGUGAGAAUGCCCAUGGCAGAGCCACUACAGCUCUGCAGACAGCCUGCCACGGGCUGGACCAGGUCACCUGGUUUCCUCAGUGGGAUGUAAGCAAGAGGUGACCCUGAACUCACAGCCUCCACCCUCAACCAUCUGUGGGAUGCAGGACUUCAGCCCCAAGUCCUUUGGUUACCUGCCCUGUUGGGCUGUGGUCCACCACUGUGUUUGCAGUUUUUUUAACCUGUCACCAAUAAUUUUAAAAUAUAUUGUGCAUGAUGACUGGGUAUGUCUGUAUAUAAAACUGGAAAAAAAUUCUUGUAAAUCUUAUUCUUACUAUUUGCAGCACACUGUUUUCUACUCUAGACUAUUGAAAAAAGGUAAGAAAGGCUGGUGGUGAUCCACUAAAUUGAUUUCAUGACUCGCUAGUGGGCCAUGACCUAUAGUGUGAAAAUCACUGUGCUGGAUUCUGUGUCCUUUUGACAGGCUGUGUGUCAUUGUGUGACCAGAGGUGCCUUUGGGGACCAGCCAGGUAAAGUAAAUCUGUGAAAUGGGGUUUUAUUUUAGGAGAGCUCUUCAAUUAUAUUACCAAGGUACAUACACAAAUUAUUUGCAUAUUCACACUUCUGUAAAGAAAUGCGCUUUCUACCAAUUGUCUUCAAACAUGCCCACUCAAUCUCCCGUUUGCUUUCUCACUUUUGGUAGCUGCUUAGCUGUAGGAAAUGACUUGAGUUGCCUCUUAACUUGUCUAAGAAGAGCAGCAGGCAAGCUUAAUGAUGGAGAGCUGGUACCGGAGCCCUCAGGGUCCGGGAGGCUGGGAGCCCCACUCAUCCAGCGGGAGCAGCCGCAGCUCGGCUCCCCAGAGUUUUCCGUGUGGGAAUUGCAGGUCUAGUGUUGCCAGGCUUCAUAUCUGAAGAGUUCAGAAAUCUGGAUUUUGUACAGGAUCUCCCAGUUUCACACUAAAACAGCAGUGUGGUCCAGACAAAACUUAUAUGCCAGCUAGAUGGGGCCAGUAGUGGCAGGUUUUAUCACAGGCAGGCGGGCGGUGCCAUUUCUCCAGGGCUUUGCCCAGGGUCCCUCUAGCCUUUCCAUCUCCCAGGUAGAAGGCUCUCCCAGAACCUGCUGUAUCUGGCAGAGAGAGAGACAGAUACAUGGAGACAGAACGCCACCUGAGGGCUCCGUUCUGAUCUUGCUCCUUUCCUUGGGGUCAGGAAGGAGGGCUUCUGAAGAAAUAGAAGAUUACCGCCUCAGACAGCAGAGCCUGGAUGGAUCAGAUGACAGAGAAGAUAUUCCUGUUAUUCCAGAUCUGGAAGAAAUGCAGGAAGAAGACUUUGUUUUGCAGGUGGCAGCCCCUCCCAGCAGCCAGGUAAGCUGGGUGAUGACCUACCGUGACCUGGACAAUGACCUCAUGAAGUGCCCAGCCUUUCAGACCUUGGAUGGAGAGAUUGACCUGAAGCUCCUCACCAAAGUCCUCGUGCCAGAGCAUGAAGUUCGAGAGGAUGACGUCAGCUGGGACUGGGACCACCUGUACACGGAGGUGUCCUCAGAGCUCCUCACCGAGUGGGACCUGCUGCACACGGAGAAGGAGGACCCUAUGGGACAGCCUGCGCACACCUGAGUGCUUGGGGUACGGCAGACUGCGCUCUCCCUGCACAGAGUAAUCUCUGCUUUGGACUUCUAAGCCUAAAGCUAAAGAAGCUUGAAAGCAGCUUUUAAUUCUUAUAUGCAAUAUUUUGUAAUAAAAGUAUUUAUUCGAAGACCACAUUGGAUCAUUCAGUCAUAAUAAAUUGCUUUACUCUGUG